AUGUUUCGUCUGUUCUUCUUGAUGACUUUGGCCAUUUUCUUGGCCGCUUCCUUUGGAACUUCGCAGAACAAUUCUUCAAAUCAGGUAACUUUAUUAGUUCCGAGUAUCUAUAUUGGCAAGGGAACUGUUCAGGUGCGGUUUUCUUAGCUUUCUAGACCCCGGACAACGCUGUUUUUUGCGUUUUCAGGUUCUUUCACAUUCAUAAUCCGUUCAAUAUCUUGGUUGCAAACUAGAAACUCAGCUAUGAGAGACACAACUUUAAUUUAUCAUUGAUUUCACAUGCAGAAAUUGAAGGGAUAUGCACCGUAGAUAUGGCGUCGGAUACAGCAUUCAAGGCUUUAUAUAAUUUUACACAUUUCGGCUAGCACAUGGGCCAUCUUCAGUUUUCAUGAGAAUAUUAAAGGAAAGAAAACAAAGUAGUUGCACUCCAUGCACGAAAACCCAGGGUUGAAAAAAGGGGGGUAAAAUUACAGUGUUUGAUUGGUAAGGGGAAAGUCUGAAAACUGUUGGGUUCGAGAAAUUCGCGCGAACAGCACGCGCCAACAGCACGCGCGUGUGAACUUACGCGUGAACAUCGCUCUCUCGUUACCAGUCACCUCUUAAUAAACAAACGCCUGUGGAAUAUUUGCCAACUGGGCAAAAAUGUUUUCCCUAAAGAUCUCAGGACUAUUUUAAAAGUUGAUCCAAAUCUACCGUGUUCGACUCUGUUCGACUCCUGAAAUAAUGCUCGGGAAGCAGAGCGUCAAUCAGAGAAGCUUGAUUAAGGAGAUUGAUUGUUUAAAUUGCUGUUACGUUACUCUUUACAAAAAAUGGUGAGAUCAAAAAGAUGAGCUCAGGUGAGUUUAACUCUUUGACGACUGUUGUUCUUUUUGGUCCUCAUUUUUGAAUCAUGAACAUUUUCCUUCAUGGAUCCAUUCAGCUAUCCAUUUAAGCUCUUAAGAUGGUAAACAGCAAAAUCAGCAAGGAUAAAUCUUUCCACAGGGACUUCAUUUUAGCACAUUGUGACCAAUCCUAACAGUGUUAAUGCAUCGGUCAAUUCUACUCUACAAUGACUACAAUAGGGACUACUCGUAGUCUAACAAAAAAAGCUGCUUAAUUGUAAUCAAUUAGCAAAAAAAUAUACUUUGAGCCUCAAAAAUGUCUUUUUUAGCCAUUCCCAUGCUAGCUAGCCAAAAACUGCUCCAAUAAGGAGGAUUUGGUCAAAAAUGCAGUUUUUUGCUUCAAAAUGACUGUAGUAAAGAGUUAAUUUUACACUGGUAAGCUUAUAAAAGCUUAAAACUUACACUACGUACUUUCGUGUCGCUUGUUAGCUAAUUGCUUAGUACUUACUGUAGCAACUAAGGCCCGUUUCAAACGUCGUGCUACUGCCGUGCCGAACUCAAUUGAUCGAAUUAAAUUCGACUUUAGCACGGACUUUUGCGACGUGUGAAACCAAGUAGUGCUAGUGCCGUGUAGCACGGCAAGCCUUGCCAUGCUACACAGCAGUAGCUCGACUUGGUUUCAAACAUCGUGCUACCCCCAUGCCUAACUCAAUUCAUGAAUUAUGAAAUACAUUAGAAUAUAUUUAAAAGUUUGCUAAACCGUUUCUGUAUUUUUGUGUUUUUUUUUUGGCAUCAGCCAUUCUAUUUGACUGUCAUUCUGUGAAUUACAGCGGUGAUUAUACUGGUGUGAACUCCUAAAAUAUGUCUGGAAUGUUUAUGGUGUUGCAACCAAUCACAGGUGAGAUCUUCACACCACAGAAACCAAAGGCAACGAACGGUUUCCGAUCGGUCAUGGAACAAAUUAUUUUCGUUUUGUUUAAGGAUACAAACUGCAUGCCUUAUUAGGAAUUUAAAACACUGCUGUUUCCCAAGAUCAGUGUCGAGCACCGCAUCCAGUACAUUGUUCGAUUUUAGAAAGGAAAGUUUUAGAAGCCAAUGCGACCAGCUUUCAAUGUAAUGACAUAUCACAUGAAGACAAUAAAAAAUGAGCAAUCGUGAUGUUUUCUUUUCUGAUAGCACAAUCCUUGCUAAUAUUUUUUUGUAGAACAAGGGGAUUCGAUUUGUGUGGACUAACGAUUGAAUCUUCGAACUACUAUCUACUACCUACGAUCAGGCGUAACUACCGAUCUCGAUCGUUACAAAAAGUUUGAAAACUUGCGCGCCAAACCGUCGCCUGCGUAGGCACGGCACAUCGGCUUUGUAAUUUAUUUCAAAAUUGCUCAAACCUGUAUUCUUCGCUAUUAUAGCAAAUACUGUAAACAAAUAUGAAGGAAAAGCAAUUGUUUACUUGUAAUAAAAGUCUUAAUUUUAUAACAAAAUGAAAAUAAUUUGUUCCAUGACAGAUAGGAAACCGUUCGUUGCCUCUGGUUUCUGUGGUGUGAUGAUCUCGUCUGUGAUUGGUUUCAUCACAAUAAACAUUCUAGACAUAUUUUAGGUGUUCACGCCAAUAUGAUCACCGUCGUAAAUUCGACGUCUGAAACCAAGUGUCAGAAUGUCGUGCUGCAGUCGAGCUACAGUUGAGCCAGCUUAGCAUGGCAGUAGCACGACGUUUGAAACAGGUCUAAGCAUAUUAUUGGACCUUAAGUGAGUUUAAAUAUUCUGCAUUGGCCUUAAAAAAAAGAACUGUUUUAUUGUGAAGUUUUUUACAAAUUAUGUUCCUUUUUCUGUCAAUAAAACUGAUCGAUUUGACAUUAUCGAAGGUUAGGUUUUCACUGCUACAGUACUUGAACACUCUUAUAAUAUCACUACUAUUUGAACACUCUUAUAACGUUUAUUUAUAGGUAGAUACAGUGAAAUUCAUUGUAUUGCGCGGCGCGUUUUGCAAACUUAGAGGGGAUUUGGGGUUUUUCUGUUCCGUCAAUCAUUUUAGUGAAGGCGGGGUUAAUGCAAAUCACAAUGUAAUUAAUGUGCGUGCCAAGCUUGGCUGAGAAUGACUCUAGACUGCUCAAGAAUAGUGAAGGAAAUUGCGAUGGUGAGUGGAUUUAUUGUUGAAGGAAGGAGGCAGAUGUUGCUUUAUUCUUGCAAGUAACAAGAAUGAGAAAGGUCUAAAAAUCUGCAAAGCAAACUAAACUGGUCGAUUAUUGCCCGAAAAAGGAUGAUCACAAAGCAAUGAACCUUGAAAUGCGAAACAAACAAAACGGAUCAAAAUUCACCAAUCACGAGUCACAAACCAUGGCUUUUUGAACUCGUGCAAGUAAACAUGUGUUUCCUAAGAGGUCUGCUAGGAUGAUUGAUGGAACAGAAAAACCUAAAAUAUGCAAAAUGCACGGCACGAUGCAAUGAAUUUCGCUAUAAUAUGUUGAUAAAUAUUGAAUGGAUGUAUAUUUGUAGAUUUUUAUCACAUUAUUGUGAUUAUUGUAAUUCACAGCUUUGGGGAAGAUCAAAGUGCAUGUAUUGUAAUUUUUUUAUCAAAUCUAUAUAGCUAACUAUCUAUCUAUCUAUCUUUCUGUCUAUCUAUCCAUCUAUCUAUCUAUCUAUCUAUCUAUCUAUCUAUCUAUCUAUCUAUCUAUCUAUCUAUCUAUCUAUCUAUCUAUCUAUCUAUCUAUCUAAAAGCGCAGGAGUGAAGGGUUCCGUCUAACAUGGGAACAUGGAGGAACACAACCCCAUUUAGUUUCCCUGUUAAAAUAAAUAAUUCGGAAAAAGUGGAUCAGUGACUUGGAAUUUUCUUUUCUCUCUUUGGUUCCAUUUUCUUUAGAUAAUUAAUGUAUUUUUCAAAAUGUGCCAGUUAAUGCUGUAAAUAGCUCAAACUUUUCUACCAGGCGUGAGAAAUUAGAACACAGGUGUGAGUAGGAGUGAGAUCAAAGUUUUUUGAUCCACGGGCAUAACAAUUGCUCCUUAGGCAUGAUACUUGGCAGGUAUAAUAAUUCAGUCUAAACCUUUUAAUUUCCUGCUUUUUAAUUUACCACUUUCAUUUCCAUGCUCAUGUCUUUCCAAAUUCUGUUCUUAUAAUUUGCAACUCAGUUUAUGCUAGAGCAUUUUCAUAUAUUGUUUAUCUAGAGUUUGCAGUCUUCCUUAGGUAAUGAAAGUAUGUUAAAUUUCCCAAUCUAACAGACUAAUGGAUCUGCAGCAAAGUCUAAAAGCUGUAAAGUUGUACCUCAAGCUGGUUGCUGUAAGGAUGGUGAGUUGGCAAUAAUUGUAAAAAUUGAUUUACAGCAGAACGAUUAUCCAUGGAUGUUGAAAAAAAAAAAAAAAGCUAUCAAAAAUGAAAAAAAAUUUUCAUAGUAGGUUAAAAUUUACCACACAUUGAGCCAAAGGCCAGCAAAGGGCAUUAAAGGAUUUGCAUUAGUGGGAUCAGAUCAGUUCAAUCAAGUUGCUCUGCAGGUUCUGUGGUUUCAUCAAUAGUUCAGUUGUGCUUCAUUAAUUGCCUCUGUAUUUUUUCAAUAGGCAAAGAUGGAAAGGAUGGACAACAUGGUGGGUCAUCCAUUAAUAUGCAGCAAUUUUCCUUUAUUAUUAGGCUGCCCGUGAGGGCAACACUCAAAUUAUCAAGAAAUGAGAAGCAAAUUCACAUUGUCAAGUUUUUUACUUUUUCUUUUGAAAUAGAUGCUCCCAACACUAUAAGCUGUGCUCCUAAAAUUUUCAGCUGUGCACCUAAAAUUUUGGCAGCGCAGCUAAAAAUUUACAUCUGGUAGCACAAAUGCUGCCCAAACUCAAAUUUAAACUUUGAGCCCUGUUAAAAAAGUAUUUCAAACACCAAAAUUAACCCAGUGUCACAUUUUAUAGCCAUAGAACAACGAUGAUUUUUGGAAUUUCUUGUUAGAUCAGAUUAGUCAUGUCAUGCUAUAUAUUUUCGGUGGCAGAGGGAUGGGAGUGAGAUGUGGAAAUGUCCCAGUUGAAAACCAUGCCAAUCGUUUCUUGCUCUAUCCCAUUCUCCAGGUUAGCAGUAGCUAUACGCUCAACCCAACCCAAUGGGGUUCUCGUUACAACUGACAUUAAUGCAGCAUGAUUAUAGGUUAAGAAAUAAUGCCUCCACGGCCACUGGUAUAAUUAAGUGUUGUUUUUGGUUUGCAGGAAAAGAUGGACGCGAUGGAGUGAAUGGUGAUGUACAUUUUAUGUUCCUGUCAUUCUCAAAAUAAAUCUUAGCCAUGGGGCUCAUUUUGGUCAUUUACUGCAGUAACAUAUUUUUGUAACAUUCUUCUCCCCUUCCCUCUUAGCUGGUUGUCUGUGUUCUACCCUAGCUUUUAGACAAUUCAUUAGGCUGUUCUCUAAAAAAAUUGAAGGGAGCCCUGGAUGCUCUGUAUCUGUGAAAUCCAGGGUACCAAGUGUAGGACUUUUUUGAUAAAGGUAAGAUGUCCUUUAGGGGCCACUGGUUGCUGCUAGAGAAUCAGCCCUGUAAUCUGAAUAUUACAUUUUGUUAAUUGUUUUGAACACAGGAAAAGAUGGCCGUGAUGGACGAGAUGGCAGUGGAAUAAAGGUUGGCCUUUCUUUAUAAUGUUAAUGCAUUGUUUUCUCUUUUUGCUUGAAAAGUUCAGGAAUAAAACAAACCAGGGAACUGUAUAUCUCAGACAUGGUCUCUGUAGUGUGAAGAUAACAUGUUGCCAAAAAGAAGUUUUACUGUAUUUAAACUAACAUUUUGAAGCUUGAGGUAACGUAAAAAUUUAGGCUUUCCCUUUUCAGAGAAAGAAGAGGAAGACAUAAAAUAAUUUUUAAAAAAAUCAAUAACCUUAAGGGGCACUGUCACUAGAUAUAUUUGCAACAAUGGAAACAGGACAGAAAAAAUAAUUUUAGUCAUAUGUUUUCAUUGUUGCAAACCUUAACAAAAAAGGAACAAGUUAUUGCUAAUCAUUCAUAUACUGCCUUACGAAAAUUGCUUGCUUGCCCACAGGCGGCCCAAACUCAUUACAUGAACGCGGACGUGACUCUUGCUUGCGAGCGGUGUUGUGUUACAAACGGUUAUUUACAAAGGCUUGUAUGGGAUCGAUCGGUUUUUCUUAAAAGAGAUAAAAAUGUUAUGUUUUUAAAUAAAAUCGACGUACCUUAUUGCCUUGUUGUAUUCUUUGUUGUUUACCCGCGUCUCAGGCCGUUUUGAAGCGUUUUCGGAGAGUUAGCGCUAUUUUGGUGUUCCACCAAAUAGCACUAACUCGCCGAAAACGCUUCAAAACGGCCUGAGACGCGGGUAAACAACAAAGAAUACAACAAGGCAAUAAGGUACGUCGAUCUUAUUUAAAAACAUAACAUUUUUAUCUCUUUUAAGAAAAACCGAUCGAUCCCAUGCAAGCCUUUGUAAAUAACCGUUUGUAACACAACACCGCUCGCAAGCAAGAGUCACGUCCGCGUUCAUGUAAUGAGUUUGGGCCGCCUGUGGCUUGCCUGAAGAGGCUAAUUACAUUGCAUUUUUAUGUGAGUAUGACUUGUCAGUUCCUUUGCUCUUUAGUCAACUGAGCUUGAAGUUACUUGCCUGGCACUUAAAGGGUGGGGAACUUGUCUCAAAACCUCCAGCUGAAUAUUUUUUGAGCCCUGGUUUUUUUACCAGUCAUUGAAGUUAAUAUCUUUUUGCAUGAGCCUGAUAAAUCCCCUGUCCCCAAUGCCAAGGGGCCUAGAUCCAAAAUAUAACAAUUAUAUUUUAUCCAGGCCCCUUGGCAGUGGGGACAGGGGAUUUAUUGAUUUAAGAUAGAGUAAGCAACGCUGUCAACCCCCCACGAUUUCAAAUAUUGAGAAUUGAAAGCAAGGGGAUCAUAGAUGACGUCAUAACGCAGGGCGCAUGACGUCAUUUGUGCAAAAAAUACAUGUUGACUCCGAUCGCCACGAAUUUGUGAUGACGCAAAACGUGUGAAAAAGAUGUUGUUGGCAUUGUAAUGUUUAACUUGAUUGGUUUACUUCCCACCAAUCUCGUUAAUUUUUAUAUUACAAUGGCAUACUGGAGUUAACAAGGAAACGUUCGAAGUUAACAGUACAAAAAUAGCUCAAACAACGCAAAAUAUUUGAAAUUUUAUUGUCGCAAAGUCGACUCUACAAGAAAUAGCAAAAUUCGGCGAUUAUCCGGGAGAUGUCAUACUCUAAUCUGGAGACCGGGAGAUACGGUCCAAAAUCUGGAGUCUCCUAGAUUAUCCGGGAGAGUUGACGGCACUGAGUAACCUUCCUUACCCUAUUCUAUGGUUAUAAAAAUAUGCACGUAGUCACUAAGCAGGUGUAUCUAGAUAAACUCAGAACUACAAGUUAGUAAUGUUCAUUUAAAUAUGGGCAUGGAGCAGUUUUGGUCACUUUUAAACUAAUUGCAUUAAUUAUGUGUUGACUUAAUUUUUAGUAAUUUUGUUACUGUUAAUAAAUAAACGUUAUUUAGUGGUAGCAAGUCCAUGAAGCGGUUCUUCACCUACCACAUUCAACAAGCAAUGUGCCACCCCAUAACUGCAGCACCCGUGCACCAUCAUUUUUCUCCACUAAGGCUGAAAAUUCUUAAAAGAUAAAUAAAAGAUGAAUAAAAUUCAUAGUAAUAGUCAUCUUCUAAGUUAUAGUGUUAAUUUGUCAGUUUGGGUUUCACCUUGUAAAUAUCUAUGUUAGGGAGAAAAAGGAGAAACAGGGAAACCAGGAAGAGAUGGAAGUGCAGGUGUUAAGGUAUUAUAUAUACGUUCUGCUUUUCAAAUGGAGGUUUUUAGUUUCUGGAUCCAUACACUUGUAUCUCUCCAUAAAACAUCAGUGAUUACAUUGGGUGUACAAAUGUCUUUUGUGUGUUUAAUUUUCGGUUGGACUGAGCAAAAUGAUCAAAAUUAUACAGACCAGACCAGUUAGCUUUAUUUUGAUCACACCACAGUAUAGAUUGUCUCUAUUUGUUAUUUACCAUCUUCAUCAUCAUCAUUGUCACUCCUUUGUCACAGUUUGCUUUAAUUACUUAUUGUUAUUGUUAUUAUUAUUAUGUUUUUCUUCUUUCGCAGUUCGUACUGUCCAGGGCUCCGAGAAGCGCCCAGUUUCCUUGGGAGCGGCUGGGGGGGGAGUUUUCAUUUAAUUUGUAGACAGCACUUUUUGUAAAAUAUGGGCUGUGCUUAGAAGACUGAUCUUUGGGAGUUCUUCGAUAUUGAUAUUUUUAUUGAUUUUUUUUUCCAGGUAUUUUCCCAGGCCCGGUUUUAGUAGGCCAAGAGCUCCAAUAUUUACAGGCACAAUUUCUGUUUUAAGGCCCCAUAUCCUAGAGAUUUCAAUCUCUAAUUCCGUAUACUUUGAAAGCUUUUCAAUCGUUUUGACAGAUGAUGAUGAUGAUGAUGACGAUGAUGAUUAUUAUUAUGUCUUGCUUAGCAGUUCUUACUUCUCAGAGCUCCGAGGAGCUACCAGUUUCCUUGGGAGUGGCUGAGAGGAGGGGGGAGUCGUUAUUAUCUAGUUGGUAGAGAGCACUUUUCUUAAAAUGUGGCUGAUCUUCUGGAGGUCAUCGAUAUUGAUGUUUCCAGGGAUUCUUUUGACGUAUUUUCCCGGGUCCAUUGUAAGUAGUUUAAGUGCUCCUUAUUAUUUCUGUUGUAGGGGGUGAAAGGAGAACCAGGAAUGGAUAAAAACAGUAAUGGUGGUGUUAAAGUAAGUGUAAGUUUCAUGACCUUUUUUUGUCUGUAAGACAACCUUAACAACCUUAAUCAGUUCUCCAACGUGGAUUUACCUUCAAUCAAAUAUUUAUGUUUGUUAUUUUCUGCCAACUAAUUUUCAGUGUCCAAAACAAAAACGAAGCCACAUGCUUUAUCCAACACAGCCACACACACCACUCAUUCAAUUUUCACGUCUCUCACGCUUCUAAAUGUUACAUUCGACCUGUUAGUUGGUAUGUCCGAGCUGGCGCUCGACCAAACUNUGAUCACACCACAGUAUAGAUUGUCUCUAUUUGUUAUUUACCAUCUUCAUCAUCAUCAUUGUCACUCCUUUGUCACAGUUUGCUUUAAUUACUUAUUGUUAUUGUUAUUAUUAUUAUGUUUUUCUUCUUUCACAGUUUGUACUGUCCAGGGCUCCGAGAAGCGCCCAGUUUCCUUGGGAGCGGCUUGGGGGGAGUUUUCAUUUAAUUUGUAGACAGCACUUUCUGUAAAAUAUGGGCUGUGCUUAGAAGACUGAUCUUUGAGAGUUCUUCGAUAUUGAUAUUUUUAUUGAUAUUCAUUUUUUCCACGUAUUUUCCCAGGCCCGUUUUUAGUAGUGCAAGAGCUCCAAUAUUUACAGGCACAAUUUCUGUUUUAAGGCCCCAUAUCCUAGAGAUUUCAAUCUCUAAUUCCGUAUACUUUGAAAGCUUUUAAAUCAUUUUGACAGAUGAUGAUGAUGUUGAUGAUGAUGAUGAUGACGAAGAUGUUUGUUAUUACGUCUUGUUUAGCAGUUCUUACUGCUCAGAGCUCCGAGGAGCUACCAGUUUCCUUGGGAGUGGCUGAGAGGAGGGGGGAGUCGCUAUUAUCUCGUUGGUAGAGAGCACUUUUCUUAAAAUGCGGCUGAUCUUUUGGAGGUCCUCGAUAUUGAUGUUUCCAGGGAUUCUGUUGACGUAUUUUCCCAGGCCCUUUGUAAGCAGGCCAAGUGCUCCUUAUUAUUUCUGUUGUAGGGGGUGAAAGGAGAACCAGGAAUGGAUAAAAACAGUAAUGGUGGUGUUAAAGUAAGUGUCAGUUUCAUGACCUUUUUUCUCUGUAAGAAAGAACACUUUAACAAUCUUGAUCAGUUCUCCAACAUGGAUUUACCUUCAAUCAAAUAUUUGUUUUUUCUUCUGCCAACUAAUUUUCAGUGUCCAAAACAAAAACGAAGGCACAUGCUUUAUCCAGACACAGCGACACACACCAUUCAUUCAAUUUUCAUGUCCCUCACGCUUCUAAAUGUUACAUUCGACCUGUUAGUUGGUAUGUCCGAGUUGGCGCUCGACCAAACUAACUAAACAAGUCGAAUUUUAUUUCUCUACGGAUACCUUUCUGGUACAAAACAAGUACCGCAUGUAACUUUAAGUUUUCUUCUUGUAUCGCUAUAGUAAAGGAUAAAGUGGUGAUCAGGUUUUGAAAUUCCCGAGAAUAUUAAUAUAUGUUCAUUAUAAUUAUAAAUACUUUGUUUGAUAAGGGUGAGAAAGGAUCUCGUGGUGACAAAGGAUCACAAGGAGAGAAGGGAUCACAAGGACAAAAAGGAAUGCCGGGAACGUGUGAUACAAAGGUAAUUGCUACCUUACAGCUCCUAGAUUUUCACUCCUUAUAACCUUUAGUAAUAAUUAUUCUUAUUAUUCGUUCAAAAUAUUUCCCCGUUUCUGAUUGGUUAAAACUACACGCAUAAUUUACCAUAACCAGCUGCUGUUGACGAAAUUUGAAAAGAAUUUUGUCAUAUUGAACCGAUGACGUCAAAAUGACGUCAAAAGUGCAGCCUGGUUGCAGGUUAUUGAACCGUUGACCGAGAAAACCUGGGGACGAGGUUGAAUUGUUUUGGUAGUUAGAACCAAAUGGCGGAACUGUCGCGGAACAUUUCACUCGUUUCACCUCGAAAUAUUGUCUAAAAACAUCGCAAGAACAGCAAGAAAACAACUUGACGGACAACAUCUGCUAUUGGGAGUAUAUUUGCAGACCUUAAUCUCCUAAACUUCCCGAUAAAGAUGCUUUAUCGAUAUGAACUUACAUCGACCGAGGUUAGCAUGUUUUAGCUUGUUUUUAAACUCGGAAUUAUUUUGAAGGAAUAAUAAAACAAUUAUUGAAUUCAGCUUUCGUAGUAUCUAGUGGCUGCAAAACAACGUCUUGAGAACUGCGUUGCUGGCAUCAAUUUGUGGAUGACUGCCAACAAGUUAAAGCUUAACAAUGAUAAAUCGGAAUUUCUCUUUCUGCACUCCCGUUUUGGUCAUUCGUUGCCCCCUCCCACGAUUUCUGUUGGCAUGGAAAACAUCAGGCCCUCUCAACAGGCUCGCAAUCUUGGCGUGAUUUUUGACGACACAAUGUCACUUUCACCUCAUGUUAAUACAAUAGUUAAGGGUGCCUUCUAUCUAAUACGAAAUAUUUCUAAAAUAAGAAAAUACAUCAGUAAAAGUACCACACAAAUUCUAAUUCACAGUUUUGUUAGCUCGAAGUUGGACUUUUGUAAUUCUCUUCUUUUUGGUACCCUAAAACGGGACAUAGUUAAGGUGUAGUCCCUUCAGAAUGCGGCUGCUCGAAUUAUCGCCGGUCUCAAAAAACGAGAUCACAUCACCGAGACUCUAAGAGAUGUUCACUGGCUUCCUGUUGAGGAGAGAAUUGUUUUUAAAAUAAAUUUAAUAACUUUUAAAACAUUGAAUGGCUCCGGUCCCCGUUAUCUUGAAAAUAUUUUAAAAUUUUACCAUAAAUCAAGGACAUUACGGUCAUCAAGGGAUCAUUUACGCCUUGAAGAACCAAAUUUUAACAUGAACACUUAUGGCCACCGAGCGUUUUCCGUUGCUGCCCCCCGACUAUGGAACAAGCUCCCCUUUGAAAUUCGAGCUUGUUCUGAUGUUAAUCUUUUUAAAUCUAAGUUGAAAACGUUUCUUUUUAGAAAGGUAUAUGACAUUUAGUUUCAUCAUAUUUGUUUUUGUUUUCUUUCCUUUUUAAGAUGUGUGUGCUAUAAAUUUCCCAAUAUGUACAGUAGGGUUAUAUGUAAGCUUGUGAUUAAUGAUAUUCGUAUGUCCUUUUUUACAUUGUAAAGCGCUUAGAACAGCGAUGUAUAAGCGCUAUAUAAAUUCCAUUAUUAUUGUUAUUAUUAUUUGUGCGGCUUUUUUUCAAUUCACACAUGCCCAACCCCUACCCCCACCCCACGCCGACGCGUGUCGGCGUGUAUCCAGAAUUUUUCCGAGUUUCAACAUUGUAUAGGGUGGGGAAAGGGAGAACUGCAAAAAAAUUUCGAAAAAAAAACAAAACAAAAACUUGUGAAUGCUGCAUAACUGCACUAGGACUUUUGUCCAGGAGUGCACAUUAGGAGAUUGUUAGCUUUGUUCUUUAAUUGUAUUUUGUUCUUACAAGUUAUUUUGCAUUUUAGGGCAAAUCAGGGUGCUGUUUAACCGGUAAGGGCAUUAUUUACUACUGUUGCCUACGAUUUACAUUUACAUUGAUUCACUGGAAAGAAGAGUUUUCGAAUUUUAAGUUCAUGAAACCGUGGCCCAUCUUUGGUCAUUGCAAAACCACAACGCAUGAGUAAAUUCUUUUGCCGAUUGAUUCUAACUAGGUUUUUUUCUUGACAUUAGUUGUUAACAAAGAUGUUCACCCUUUUUUUUAUGGAAGACUGCUCUAUUGGACUCCACUUCUUUGAAAAAGUUCAAGACCUACCAACCCGAGGAGCGGUAGAUGUGGAACAUUUCACCAUUGAUGGAAACUUGUUUCUUGCUUUUGCCAAUUAUCAUGGGGACAUUAGGAAAUGGAAGACAAGUUCCAUGAUCUACAAGAUGGACAACUCAACUGGAAGAUUGUCUUUGUACCAGGCCCUACAGACAAGAGGAGCUUUUGACCUGGAGUACUUUUCUAUCGCUAAUAAACAUUUUCUUGCUGUCGCCAAUCAUUACGAUGGAACAUACCGGGUGGAUUCUACAGUUUAUCAGUGGAAUGGAAAGCUGCUUGUCGACUUUCAGAAAUUAUCAACAAACGGAGCAAUCCACUUCACCUAUUUCAAAGUAAAUGGGGAUAGUUAUCUCGCAGUAGCAAACUACCAUGACGGAAGUACCCAUUCUAUAAAGUCAGUUAUCUACAAAUGGAGCAGCGGCAAGUUUAACAGAUUUCAAGACAUAUCAACUGAAGGUGCCAUAGGAUGUACGGCGUUUGUGAUAAACGGUGACACAUUCAUCGCUUUUGCAAAUCAGUACAACUCCCAACACAAGUAUUCUGUUCAGUCCACUGUGUUCAAAUGGUCAGGAGGUCACUUUGUUAAACUGCAGUCUCUUCAGACUUACGGAGCUCACGAUUUGAAGCCUUUCAUCGUCAACGGUCACACGUUCCUCGCUUUUGCCAACUACUACUCUGGAAGUAAGCACAACACCGAUUCUUUCAUUUACAAGUGGAAUGGUAACAAGUUUGUCCUGUUCCAGUCCAUUCCUACUCGAGGAGCCAUAGCAUUGUUUCCCUUUGAGAUCAGCGGCCACACGUACCUGGGUGUAGCUAAUCACCAUGGUGAUAGUCAGAAACACAACACUCAGUCAGUUGUGUACCAGGCCUCUGGGGCGCGGUUCAUCAAAUACCAAGAGAUUCCAACAAAUGGGGCGCGUGGUAUGACGUCAUUUGAGUACAAAGGUCAUACUUACCUUGCAGUAACAAACUCCUACAAUGGCCAGAAGAACAACAUAAACAGCGCGCUGUACAAGUGGGUAUAG
Messenger RNA from Porites evermanni, 13185 nucleotides. The record is from the annotation of a GenBank genome assembly. Lineage: Eukaryota; Metazoa; Cnidaria; Anthozoa; Scleractinia; Poritidae.